Drosophila elegans is the source of this 325-nucleotide messenger RNA. RefSeq lists its product as uncharacterized. The transcript has 2 exons. The record is from RefSeq and is a predicted model, not a curated record. Bases 11 to 325 code for a protein of 104 amino acids. Lineage: Eukaryota; Metazoa; Arthropoda; Insecta; Diptera; Drosophilidae.
AAACACAAAAAUGAAACGAAUAAAACCAAGUGGUGCCCAGUUCAAAAAAAUCCGUGCAAAAAAGCAACACACCAAAAAUUUGUCGAAAGAAUUUAUGUUAAAUUACGUGAAAAGUCAUAACAAGGAAAUCUCAGACACCUCAAAUAAUCCUUCGGUUUCUGAAUCAAACCUGGAAAAUCCAUCACAGCAUUUUAUAGACGAGUGUACAAGCGAUAUUGAAAAUGAGGCGGAAUCUUUAUCAAAGGAGAUUCUGGAGGUAGAAAACGCUGGACAAUCAUCUGUUGGAAUUGAUAGUGAAAAACAACAUGUAACAACAUUGUUGUGA